Messenger RNA from Ostreobium quekettii, 2763 nucleotides. NCBI's taxonomy places the organism in Eukaryota, Viridiplantae, Chlorophyta, Ulvophyceae, Bryopsidales, Ostreobiaceae. The record is from the annotation of a GenBank genome assembly.
AUGACCCCAACCAGGCACCAGAGCCAGACUGCAAAGACCUACAUGUUUCAUUGUACAUCGUAUAUGCAAUACCAUGCGGGACACCAGAUCGUUAUCCUGGCCUGUUAUUCACUGCCACCAGAUCUGCCAUGUCAGUACAUCAUAUGUCCCAUAUCUCCCUGUACAUGUGCGCCACCGUCACAGCAUGUCUCCCUCAGGCUGGAGGAGGAGCUGGAGGAUGUGAAGCAGCGCCAGGAGGAGCGGCGGGGGGCGUCUGGGGCUGGGGCCAGGAGCCUGGAGAUGGAUGAGGCGGACCUGCAGGAGUACUACAGGAUUAAGAACGAGGUGGGGGCCAAGACAGCUAAGCUGCAGGCUGACAAGCAGGUGCUACAGCAGCAACAAGAGGCAGAGAGGCUGCCAUUGGCAGAACUGGAGGACGAGGCACAGCAGCUGGAGGGCCAGGUGGGGCUGCUGCGCGAGCAAAAGGACCAGCUGGAGCGCAGCAGGGAGCAGAUGUCCAUUGAGGUGGAGACGGUGCGGUCCACGCUGGAGCGGAAGCGACAAGAUAAAUCUGAAAUGGGGGAGGCCGCCCGGAGGCAGGCAGCAAGGAAGGAGCACCUGCUCCACAAGGUGGACGAGCUCCAGGAGGAGCUGCAUGAGCUGAAGGUUACAAAGAAGUUCAGUGAGCGGGAGCGGCAGCGGGUCGAUGCUGUAGAGACAAUGAAAGGCCUCAUCCCUGGAGUGUAUGGUAGCCUGAACGAGCUGAGCAAGGUGACCCAUAGGAAGUACAACAUGGCAAUGGCUGUCACGAUGGGCAAGCACAUGGACUGUGUGCUGGUGAACACAAAAGACACUGCCAAGGAGUGCAUCCGGCACCUGAAGGAGCACAGGAUACCCCCCAUGACCUUCCUUCCAUUGGACAACCUCAAUCUCAAACCACUCAACGAGAGCCUGAGACAACUUGGGGGGACAGCAAAACUUGCGAUCGACUUGCUGCAGUUCGAGCCCGCCUACCAGAGGGGAUUGCUGUAUGCUUGCGGGAACACCGUAGUUUGCGAUACAGUUGAAGAGGCUAAGCGGCUGGCAUUUGGAGGCGAGGAGCGGCUAAAGGUUGUGACGCUGGAUGGCACCCUUAUUGACAGGUCUGGAAUGAUAACGGGGGGAACACAUGGGGGGAUGGAGGCCAGGGCAGCGAUCUUCGACCAACACAAAGUGGAAACCAUGAAGCAGGAGAGGGACAGGUACAAGGAGGAGCUGAGGCACAUGCCAUCGGAUCGGGAGGCCCACCAGCAGGAGCAGCAGCUCAGUGGUGAGGUAGUCCGCCUUGCAGAAAAGCAGAAGUACACUGAGGCAGAGAUAGCCGCCUCCGGCAAGAAGAUUAUCUCAAGGGACAAAGAGAUCGAACAACUGACAGAGCGGCACGAGGGUCUGUUGCCAAGGAUGGAACAGCUGAGGGAAAAUGUUAGUGACCGGCAGAAGGAGAUCGAUCGGAUACAGGUGAGGAUAGACGCUGUGACCGAUCGGCUGUUCAGCUCCUUUAGCAAGAGAAUGGGCGUGAAGAGCAUCCGAGAGUAUGAAGAGAAUCAGGUGAAGCGAGCAGAGGAGAGGGCGCAGGAAGACAUGCGUCUGGCGACAGAUAUUGCCAAGAUCGAGAACCAGCUAAAAUACGAGCGCUCGAGGCACCAAGAGCAGGACAAGGUGGAGAGGCUGCGGAGCGAGUUGAAGACGGCACGCGAGGGGCUGAGGGACCUCAAGGAACGGCAGGCAGCGGCGGAGGCGUCCUGCAAGGAGGUGGAGGACAGACUGGCGAAGGAGCGGCGCCUGGCCGGGGAGGCCAAGGAGGCCGCCGACGCCUUCAACGGCGAGAUCCGCGAUAUGAGAAAGAAGCUCGCCAAGAUCUCCGGCGAGGCAGCCAAGGUGAAGCGGUCCGUCGACGCCAAGAAGUCGUCGAUCGAGCAGAUCGAGUCCAGGCGCGAGGAGGCUGUGCAGGCGGCGAAGGUCGAGAUGGGCGCCGACUUCGCCGUCGACUUCGACACGCUGAGCCACCAGCACCGUGCCACGCGGAGCGUCGCGCAGCGCGAGAAGAUGGAGCGCGAGUUCCGGAGCCAGAUCGACGACCUCGGCGGCCGGCUGGCCAAGGCGGCGCCCAACCUCAAAGCCCUGGAGCAGUACGAGCUGAUCAAGGAGCAGGAGAGGGAGCAGGCGGUGGCCCUGGAUGCCGCCAGGCAGGAGGCGAGGGAGGCGAAGGAGGCCUUCUACGCCGUGCACCAGCGGCGCUACGACGCGUUCAUGGCGUCGUACGACCACGUGAAGGCGGCGAUUGAGGACAUAUACAGGGACCUGACGAAGAGCGAAUUGCACCCGUUUGGGGGCAUGGCCUACCUCAACCUGGAGAACUCCGACGAGCCAUUCAACCACGGCAUACGGUACCACGCCAUGCCGCCGACCAAGCGUUUCCGAGACAUGGAGCAGCUGUCCGGUGGAGAGAAGACGGUGGCCGCCCUGGCGCUGCUCUUUGCCAUCCACAGCUUCCGCCCCUCUCCCUUCUUCGUCCUUGACGAGAUAGAUGCCAGUCUGGAUGCCACCAACGUGGCUAGGGUUGCAAAGUACAUCUACCACGCCACGCGGCCCAGUGUGCAGGGGUCGUUUCAGGCGAUAGUCAUAUCAUUGAAGGAUGUCUUCUUUUCGAACUCUGACAUGCUGGUGGGGGUGGCGAGGGACUUUGGGGAGGGCUGCGGCAGGACGUUUACAUAUGACCUGUCGGCACACGGACCCCCUGAGUGA